AUGUCGACUACCACUACAUCAUCCAAACCUGAGUUCCCUGCAGAUGCGGCAACGAAGGAGUAUGCGGCCUCUCUGGAUGCUUCAGAUCCCCUGGCGGGAUUCCGUGAGAAAUUCAUCAUUCCUUCAAAGGCAAACAUUGCUUCGAAAAAGCUGGCAAAGCCCGGUCUUUCAUCAGAGCCAUGCAUCUACUUUUGCGGCAACUCGCUCGGUAUUCAACCCAAGGCGACAGCGAAGUAUCUAGAGGCUCAAUUAGACACAUGGUCAUCCAUUGGUGUAUCCGGGCACUUCACCAAUGUUGAAGACUCGCCAUUGAGGGAAUGGCAGAAUCUGGCUGAGCAGGCAGCCGAGUCCAUGUCGAGGGUUGUAGGAGCAGCGCCGGAAGAAGUUGCCGCAAUGGGCACCCUGACAAUGAAUUUGCACUUGUUGCUGGCGAGCUUCUACAGGCCAACUGCCACCAAGCACAAGAUUCUCAUGGAUUGGAAAGCGUUCCCCAGCGACCAUUAUGCUAUCGAAUCACACAUCGCCUGGCAUGAUUUAGAUCCUAAGGAGUCUAUGGUGCUCAUUGGCCCAGACGAAGGAACUUUUGAGAUCCCCACCGAGAAGAUCCUAUCCUAUAUCGACCAGCAUGCGGACGAUGCGGCCCUUAUCCUGCUUCCGGGAAUCCAAUAUUACACAGGGCAACUGUUUGAUAUCCAGAAGAUCACCGAAUAUGCCCAAUCCCGGGGACUUGUCGUUGGGUGGGAUCUGGCCCAUGCAUACGGCAAUGUUCAUCUGAAGUUGCACGAUUGGAACGUCGAUUUUGCGGCCUGGUGCACGUAUAAAUAUGGCAAUGCUGGGCCUGGUGCGAUGGCUGGUCUUUUUGUCCACGAGAGACACGGCCGAGUUGAUUACAGAGAAGGGGAAGACUCGCCAAAGUUCCGUCAUCGUCUGACUGGAUGGUAUGGUGGUGACAAAUCAGUGCGGUUCAAGAUGGACAACAACUUCAAACCUAUUCCUGGGGCUGGUGGCUACCAGAUCUCCAAUCCUUCUGCUAUUGACCUUGCAUCCUUGUGUGCUGCUUUGUCAGUCUUCGAUGAGACAUCUAUGGCUGAGCUGCGCAGGAAAUCCGUUCUAAUGACUGCAUAUCUAGAGCACCUUCUGCUGAAGGACACCACAGAUGAAUCACGAUUGUUCGAUAUCAUCACGCCUUCCGAGCCUGCCGCUAGAGGUGCUCAGCUCAGUCUUCUCCUUAGGCCCGGGCUACUGCAUAAGGUUGCGCAGCGAUUGCAGGAAGCAGGAAUCAUUUGUGACAAGCGAGAGCCAGGUGUUGUCCGCGUCGCUCCCGUUCCUCUGUACAACACAUUCACUGAAGUGUGGACAUUUGUUGAGCAGCUCAAAGCAGCUUUGGAAGAGUAA
Aspergillus clavatus NRRL 1 is the source of this 1395-nucleotide messenger RNA. RefSeq names its product kynureninase. Gene Ontology annotation, molecular function: pyridoxal phosphate binding; kynureninase activity. Lineage: Eukaryota; Fungi; Ascomycota; Eurotiomycetes; Eurotiales; Aspergillaceae. The coding region runs from base 1 to 1395 and encodes 464 amino acids. The record is from RefSeq and is a predicted model, not a curated record. Gene Ontology annotation, cellular component: cytoplasm. Gene Ontology annotation, biological process: NAD+ biosynthetic process. The transcript is spliced from 4 exons.